GCGGGUAAAUGGACUGAGGAUUAGCAACUGUCAGUGGAUAUGGGGGAAGAGAAAAAGGGAAAUAGUUCUGGUUAGUUAUAAGAGAAGUGAAAGAGAUGCCAAACAGAGUAAGAAAGUAAAAGACUAAGAAAAAUAAGAGAUUGGAUAGAAAAGCAAGAGUGCACUUGGACUGGGACUGAGCACUUGUGUCUGGAAUUGGGUGGAUCCAUCUCUGAAGAGACUUGACAUCAACCACCAAGGCCACCAUGUACAGUGGAUAUGGAGGGAGGCCGUCCCGAACUCUCUCCACCAUGUCGUUGGCUGCUCGUCCAGUCAGACGCCUCACCCCCGGAUCCAUCACUAGGAGCCAGAGCUUCACUGGAGUCAACACUAACGACAAGUCCUACAGGAACCUUUCAGUGUUCAGCACUCCAGCUCUCAGCAGGAAGCACAGCAGAGCCAGCAGGAUGUUUACCAUGUCCACCAAGUCCAACCCACCACCUAAAGUUCCUCAACCGGAGAGGCUUGAUCAGGUCUACGAAGCACUAAAGAAAGGCCUUCAGUCUUACCUACAGGUUAAUCAGAUGGAUUUGGACAGCCUCAGCAGACAGAUGAAAGAAUCAAAGAGGAACUCCAGACUGGGUUUCCUGUAUGAACUGGAUAAGCAAAUGAAGGUGACUGAGAGGUACAUACGACGGCUGGAGUUUCACCUCAGCAAGAUUGAGGAGCUGUAUGAAGCCUACUGCCUGCAGAGGAGACUCAGGGAUGGAGCUAACAAGAUGGUUAAGGCUUACACUGCCUCUCCAGGCAGUAAGGAGGCCAGGGAGAGUUUAGCAGAGGCCAAUAAAGGAUACAAAGAGUACACAGAGAACAUGUGUGUAUUGGAGAGUGAGUUGGAGAACCAGCUGGGAGAGUUCCACAUUAAGAUGAAAGGUCUGGCUGGAUUUGCUAGAUUGUGUGCUGGUGACCAGUAUGAGAUUUUUAUGAGGUAUGGUCGGCAGCGGUGGAAGCUCAGAGGCAGGAUAGAGAUCAAUGCCAAACAGUUGUGGGACAGUGAAGACAUGGUGUUUGUGCCACUCAUCAGCGAGUUCCUCUCUGUCAAGGUGACAGAGCUAAAGAGCUUAGCCAAUCACGUGGUUGUAGGAAGUGUUUCCUGUGAGACUAAGGACCUGUUUGCUGCACUACCCCGGACAGUUGCAGUGGAUAUUAAUGACCUUGGGACUAUAAAGCUAAGCCUUGAAGUCACCUGGAAUCCAUUUGACAAAGAUGACCAGGGGUCAGUAGCAAGCACAGUCAACAAAGCUCCAACUGUCAGUAAGAGAUUCUCAACCAUCUUUAACCAGAGUCCACCUGACACGCCGUCUCUGCGUGAACAAGCCUUCUACUCUCUGCCUCGGAGUCUGACCAGGCGGCAACACUGGCCACUGCUGGACAUCUUCAGAGACACACUUAGCCAGAGCUGUUCAUGUAGUGACAGCUCACCAACAAGACAGCCCACUGCAAACAUGCUCCGCCGACAUGAGGAGUUAGAAAAUGGAACAGCAUGGUCAAAUUCAUCCGAAUCCUCUGAUGACUCCUCCAGUCCUCAGCUGUCUGCAGGAGGACUACGCAACUCUACACAUCAUACGGCGGUGGUGAUACCAGAGAUCCAGCCAGCUGUAACAGGAAGUUCCCCCCCACAGCCAGACAUCUUAUUUUGCCUCAGAGACUCCUCCUCAUCAUCUCCAAACUCUGCCCACAAAGUCACAGAGGUGCCCAACACAUCCAAACGCCAAGCGGAGAGUGGCAGGGAAGAAGAGAAGGGGACAGUCACUGUGUUGACAAAAUCUGACAGUGCAGAAGAGGAUGCAGAGAAACAGACUUCAGAAGUGGACAGGGUGGUGACCAACAGCCAAAGUUCACGUAGCUACUUGCGCUCUUUGAGCCACAUUAGUGAAAGCAGUGCUGAUGGCGUUGUGUUGACGGACAGGUCAGUCAGCGAAUCAGGAGAGGUGAUGUCUUUGGCCUCUGGGCUCUCCAUCAAUGACAUUGAAAUGGAGAUGCCGAGCAGAACUCCUGAGCCGCCCAGCUUUGCCGUCACAGACACUGACCUGUCAUCAAGGAGGCUUGCUGAUGUAGAAGAAGCUGACAAAGUCACUGAUCAACAUCAAAAUGGGAAGAAACAAAAUACAUCGAGCCCUGUUCUCACAUCCACCUCUCACAGGGCUGAAGGAGUGGACCCUAACUCUCCAUUACACCUGCACACACUCAACACACUCACCGAGGGUGGGGAUGUGAUGUAUGUAGCCUGCCGUGUGUCAGUGGAGGAGGACUUGUCAGGUCCAGGAGCAGAUUGUCUGUCCAGAGAGGAUGAUGCUGUGGUGGACAGUUGGCUGGAAGAUGCCUUGGGAGCUGUAGUUUCUUCUCUGGAUGAUUACAGAGGACAGUUCCCUGAGUUACAACUACUGGAACAAGAGCUGAAGCUGCUGCAGGUCACACUGAAGGGUGGCAAGCACAGCCGUUCACCCAGCAUGGUCAGCCUCACAGUGGAAACAGCUCUGGGCAGCUUUGAUUUCCUCAACACAUCUGACUGGGAGGAGGAAGAGGAGGAGAAGGGCGACAAGAGGAGCAGAAAUGGAAGGUCUCUGCAGGACAGAGGCUGGGACAGCCCCUCCUCCACCACCUCCCCCCUCACCACAGGCUGCACCACUCUAGACUGCACCCUGGUGGUCCACUUAAAGAACUGCAGCACACAGCUAUUGCGUCUGGGUACGUUUGGUCCCCUGCGCUGUGGAGAGAUGUACGCCAUGGACAGACUGCUGAGAGAAGCUCGAGUCCUCGAGCUCAUCCGACGCAUCACCAAGGAGAACCCAAGACGACCGAGACAGCCUGCUGAAGUGAUACCACAGCUGGGCCUGUGCCUGGGUGCUGUGUCGCUAUGGCAACAGUGUGUGGGGCAGGGCAGUGUAUACAGUGUCCAUGCUGACGACCUUCUUGUGACGCUGUCGACAGUCUACUCCAGCAUACUGCCUGAGAGGGUCAUCCAAAUGGCUGACACAGUGUUCUUGUGUCUGGCUGAGCGAAUUCUGGAUCAGAGGUUACCACGACGAGGCAGUAACAGAGACAGACUGACAGUGACUAUCUUCCAGUUGUGGACUUACUUGGAGGCCAGUGGUAUCAGUGACAUGGAGACUCAUGUCACUGAGCUGGCAGAAGAAGUGUGGUUGGUGCAGAGCCUGGCAUCAUGUGACCAGGAUGUGAUUGUCCAUGCUCUGCGGCGUCCUGUAGAGUGCAGCCUGAGGAGAGAAGGGCUUCACACUGUGGUCAAAUUACUGAAAGACCCACGAGGCAAAGUGUCAGCCUCUGCCAGCUCAGUACUGAGAAGCCUGGCGGCCCAGCCCAGACAGAGAGAGCAGGCUUUGGUGAGCUGUUUGGAGCUGCUGGAAGAUGAAAAUGUGGACACCAGAGUCUGUGGAUGCAAGGCCUUAGCUUGUCUCAAGGCUAAAGAAAGUAUUGACCAGUUAGUGUAUCUUUGUCGGACAGACAAGGAGGAAGUCCGCGAUGCUGCCAAACAGGCACUGCUAGUGCUAGGCGAGGAGGGGAAGAUGGCCCACAGACACGUGGAGACGUCUCAGGACAGCAUACCAAGACUCUUUGCACCAGGAAGCAUGGCCAGCACAGCUUUCUAACACUACAGACCCCCCCCCCCCCAACACACACACAUUGGGUGGGAACAACAGCAGAAAAUUAGCAACCCAAUAUCAAGGUUGUGCAUGCUCACCAUGUAUGCAGGUAAACAUGAUAUAGAUUCUAUGAUAAGCAGUAUAUACACUGUCAGACAAGUUGCCAUGAUACUCACAUCUAGGACAGCAAUUCUACUUAAUACUGGGCAAAUAUUUUAAGUUAUUAAGCUACAAACACAACCUGUUUAUAAACCUGUGCUAACUACUCUGAGAAAACCAGUUGGACUGUUAAGAAGCUGGAAUGAAUCUAUAAUGUGAGCAAGCUUUAACUAAUGAUGGGUAGAGGGAGAAGCAGAAGGAUGAAAUGGACACUGAGGGAAGAGGAUGCAGAGGAGUUACAAGGACCUGGAAGAACAAGUCGGCGUUGCCUGUGUCACAUACAGCUAAUGACUCUUUGCCAUGUCAGUCCUGUCCAGUGUGAGUAAGCUGAUUAGCAAAAGUCUAAAAAUCUAUUCAAAUUCACUUUAUUGAUUCCAUGUCAUAGCCAACUAAAUGCACAAAAAUCUGCAGAAUGAUGUUUCUGACUCUGAAUCAGUGUUCAGACUGGUAACAUAGUACACACAUAUAGUUACAGCAACAUACUAUCCCUACCGUUAUAUAAAACUUUUCCUAAUGAUAUUGCUGUGUCCAUUUUGGAGCCCAAAUGCGUGUUGUACCGUCCAGCUCUAUACAGACAGCUCACUGUCAUGUGACAUUCCUGAAAAAAAUCAACAGUAUGACAGUAAAUGACUUUUCCAAUUACGUUACACUUUAUAAUGACCAUCGUUACUAAAUGUUUAAUUUAUAGUUAAUUGAACUUUAGUUAAUCGUUAUUUAAUUGUUGAAAAUGGAAUAAUGAAACUGAAAUGCAUUUUAAACUAUUUAGUAGAAAUAUAAAGGGCUUGUAAAGGUUUAUACACAUCAGCUGUAACUUUAUAACUAUCAGCCAAAAAAUGUUUGUUGGUAAACUUACCAUUUUUCAGUCACUAUUAACAUUAACACCAUUAAUAGUAUUCUGAACAUCAUCAUUACACAUUAUUUACAACAAGACAAGGUCUUCAUUUAUAAAGCUUUCGAUUAUGUGUUUUAAUGUCUACUAACUAUUUGAAUUACAGUUAAUUUACCAUUUAUCAAUGAUGGUUCUUACAAGGUAUCACCCAGCUCUGCCUUUACUAUAGCCGCUGGCCUACUUUUGCUAGAUGACUAUGGUUACAUGCCUGUGGUACUUGCACCAGGGCUGUAGUCAUGACCAGUGAAGACUUUAAGGUCUGAGUGGUUCUGAGAUUGAUUCAAAGCUUAGUCUAAAUGAAACCAGAUCAAGAUCGAGACCAAAAAAAUAAAGCAGUUCCCAUGCAAAAUCCUUCAAUUGAUGGUCUCACUGUUGUGAGUACUUGCAAACCAUGAUAUGUAAUUACUAGUCUUUGAAAAAAGUUAAAUAGCAUAAGAAACAAAAGACCAGACUUAAGUCCUCCUGCCAGUGAGCAGUGCACUUCAGAGUGAGCUGAAUCUGUAGAGGAAGUCACGGCGCACUUAAACAUGGCAUAAAAACUCUACCUAUUAUCUUAUUUAAAAGGAAAAUAUUUGUUUGCUCUCAAACUUACUGGGCUUAUUGUUUGGAAUGUUCUUUAUCGCUGCGGGGACUACCAUCUGAUAAUUGAAAUGAUGAAAUCAUUAGUGACCGUUUUCUGAGGUUUGGGGUUAAAUGGUAGGUUUGGACUUGUCAAAAUGGUCUUAUUUGACUUAUUACUACAGUUGGCUGCUAUAAUCAUUGUUCCUUUGUUGGAGAUACAUGACUGCCAUCAAACUGUAGAGAAACUACAGCACAUGUAGUUUGUACAGUGUGCCCUCUGUCUACAGCUAAAGGUGUGAUUAUUGCUGUUUGCUUCGAAUUGCUAGUAGAACGCAUGCAGACACAGCCGCCUCCUGUCUGCAUCCCUGAUCUCUCCCCAAAACAGGCAUGACAUUACACACUUUACGACACUUUCUCCUCAAAGACAUUCAAGGUGUUGCAGUUGUUUUUUAGUACAAAAAGUGACAGAAGUCAGUAGAAGAAAGACAAAGGAGAGCUUGACAGAAAAGUGUGUGUCAAACUGACGACCUUUGAAAUUUCCAAUGCAAAGGGGGUUCAGAUGCACACUGAAGUCUUGAGAGAUGGGUUAUUUAAGUCUUUGUUUCAUGCUAAAAUUCAUUCACAAGUCAUAUUAUGCUUCAGGUGGUAGCACAGCAGAGACCACAACAUGUAAAACAUGCUGAACUAAUGUGGAAUACUUCUUGAAGACCUUUAUCUUUGAGAGCAAUCCCAUAUGUGUUCCUGCUGAGAGGAACAUCAUGCAUGUUUCAACACAGAGAGCAUCAAAAUCACGAUUGAGAGGCUGAUGAGUGUCCUGUAUACAGGUCUUAGGGCUUUGUUAUUGUAUUGUACUGCCUUGUGUUGCCCGGGGUGACACAUUGUAGCUGAUGAAGGAAGGACACUGUAGAUUCAGCAGCUCAAACAGCUGCAGCACCAUGUUUCAACUGGUCGACUCACACUGAUGACCGAAAAAUACAACAACAAAAAAACAUUUGGUUUCCAUCCAAAAUCUGUACCACUACUCAUACUGGCUUAUUAGCUGUGAAAUGUCCUCCACUUUAAAAGAUGAAAACGAAAGCUUUCAUUCCCUUUCCCAUAUGCCUUUAUGUUCAAUGUUGCCUAUUUGUUGGCAGCAGGUUACAGUGAAAAAAACAUCACACAAUCACAAUCACACUGUGGUUCUAUAUAAAGCAUAGAAAUGAUGGAGAAUAUUUUCCUCUGCACAGAGAACAGUUUAAGCAAUUCAGUGCCAUUACUUUUCAACAAUUAUGACACAAUUCAUUCUUUAUGAAAAAUACAUAGAACAUAACUAUAUGCCACUGGAAUUCAAUAUUCUGAGAGUGUAAAUUGUUUUUAUUUUAGAUUCUUAAUUUGUAAAUGUAUACUUUAUGAGAUGCAUUUUUAUUGUUUUAACAGUUUAUUUUCAGUCAUUCAACCAAUUAAUUUGAUUCAGUGAAUGACACCACUUAACUGUGCCACUGACAUACGUGCUGUAAAUGGCUGGCAUUCUGUUGGAGUCACUGAAUAUUUGCAGUACUGUCACAGACAGGCUGUGGGGGACUGAGAUUACAGAGUAGAGAGAGAUUGGUCCAUCUGGGUCUGGGAUCAGUUCACUUGUAACCUCAAACCUAAAAGAUUUCUUGCUUUUAGAAUGAUUAAGAAUCACCUUUAUAUCUCCUGUGAAAAAAUUGGCAUCCUCAACACUUGUUAUAUUUUUAAAAUGUCUUUACAUGUUUAUGUAAUUUGCUGGAAAGAAAUCCUUUGAGUUUUGACAAUGCUGCUGACCAAUUUCCAGAGCGAACAUAUUACAUUCACCAAAGAAAAACAGUGAAGACCUCAUUUUGUUAUUAUUGACCUCAUAAUACUGUAACAAGAUAUGCAUUUUAUAUUGAUGACUCAAUAUUGAAUCAUGUAUGAGAUGCUAUCAUUGUGACUAAUGAAUUCAUAAUUACAAGAGCUGUAAUUAUGAAAGAAGUCCUUGUAAUUAAAUUUUUACCCUUAUAACUAGGAAACAGUUAUCAUUAUUUUGAGAUAUUCUUACAUAAUUAUAUGGAUACUGAUCACGAAAUUAUGAAAUACUGAGCACAGCUAAGAGUUAAUGUCUCUGUUUUAUUUUUUUUCUUCGGUGAAUGCAAUUAUCAUCCCAUUCCAAAUCAUGGUGUGGUAUUUUAGAUUCCUGAGCACUGUUACAGGAUAGUCACUUCAGCUUGAUGAUGGUUGGCUACAAUAUUUCUAUGUCAGUAGUAUAUUGACGUGUACUAAACUCAUAGAAUAUACAAAUACUACAAUGUAACACAAUGUAUAAAUGUUGACAGAGAAAUUGGUACUAACUGGAAAUUAUUUGUAAUUAGCAGCCAUGCUUCCCAUGGGGCUCUAGUGAUCGAAGUGGUGGUCAGUCAGUCCAUCUCUGGUCUUGACUGAAAGUAACAAAUGAAUCCAUGAAAUUUUGUUCAGACAUCCAUGUCCCCCUCAGGAUCAACUGUGACAAUUAAGGUGAUUAGCUAACUUUUCCUGGUGAUCCAUCAUGAGAUUAAAUUUUCAGUCAGGAGGUAAUGCUCCAUAAUUUACAACGUGCCAUCCCUGUUUAAUUCCCUUAGACUCUGAUGUUCUUAAUAACACAUCUGUUAUGCAAAAUAAAUCAGUAGUACAUUGUAGCUGUGCUUUUAAGGAUAUAACCAUCUAAAAACAGGAUUAGGGCUGUGGUAUAUAAAUAUAUAAUAGUUAUGAGGAAGGAAAGUCUGAAUUAUGAUGUUUAUGUUAAAAUUAAAAUAAAAAAUUAUCAGAAUUUGGGCAGAUAUUUGAGAUUAAAGAAUUCAGACUUUUUAUUUCUAUGAACUUAAUCAUAGAUUUAGUAUUCAGGUGUUCAUCUCAGACCUGAUUUUUUUUCCCACAUAGACAUAAUGUUCUUCUAUGGAUCUCGGAUGCAUAUUGGAGAAAAUAAUGGAUCACUAAUGUACUGUUGUGUUGAGAUGAGGGUAGUCAGACAACUAGCUAACCAGCUAGUUGUAUACUGCAUUCAAUGUGGUAUUUAGUUCUUAAAUACAGCAUAUUAGAAGCAAUAGGCUGUAGUGCCACUGGAAUAAAGGACUGAUGUCACAUA
This is a messenger RNA of Acanthopagrus latus (yellowfin seabream), 8350 nucleotides long. It is a transcript of the gene ripor1, whose product is annotated as RHO family interacting cell polarization regulator 1. The coding region runs from base 246 to 3647 and encodes 1133 amino acids. The transcript is spliced from 25 exons. The record is from RefSeq and is a predicted model, not a curated record. Lineage: Eukaryota; Metazoa; Chordata; Actinopteri; Spariformes; Sparidae.